Molecule: messenger RNA, 1172 nt
Organism: Eriocheir sinensis (Chinese mitten crab)
Lineage: Eukaryota; Metazoa; Arthropoda; Malacostraca; Decapoda; Varunidae
Product: S-formylglutathione hydrolase-like
Exons: 7
Coding region: 175-1029 (284 amino acids)
Biological process (GO): formaldehyde catabolic process
Cellular component (GO): cytosol
Molecular function (GO): S-formylglutathione hydrolase activity
Source: RefSeq, a predicted model, not a curated record
AAAAGAAUGAAAUAAAAAGAGGAAAAUAACAGACCCCCAGACAGCAGACACACAUCAGGGAGUGCCGUUACAAAGCCAAAACUCCCGACCGACAACCUGAACUGCCAGCUGAAAAAUUCGUUCAAGGCCUUGUUGUGUAUUGGAGUUUUCCGGCGUAAAGUGCGUUUCAGCAGUAUGGCGACCAUCACCGAAGAGAGCUCCAAUAAAUCUUUUGGAGGGUGGCAGAAGGUGUACUCCCAUGACAGCAAGGAAUUAGGUUGUCGCAUGAAAUUUGGUGUUUACAUCCCUCCUCAGGCUGAAGCAGGACCUGUCUCAGUGGUGUAUUGGCUAUCAGGACUCACAUGCACGGAGCAGAAUUUUGUGACCAAGGCUGGUUCUCAAGAACAUGCGGCAAAGCACGGCUUCCUGGUGGUGGCCCCUGACACCAGCCCUCGAGGUUGCAACAUUGAGGGAGAAGAUGAUAGCUGGGACUUUGGGUCUGGUGCUGGGUUUUAUGUGAAUGCUACUGAGGAGAAAUGGAAAAAGAACUACCGCAUGUACUCCUAUGUUACCCAAGAGCUACCUGCCAUCAUUGCUGCAAACUUUAAAGUUAAAAGUGACAGUGCAGCCAUCAUGGGACACAGCAUGGGGGGUCAUGGUGCCUUGAUCUGUGCCUUCAAGAACCCUGGCAUGUACAAGUCUGUCUCAGCAUUUUCCCCAAUCUGUAACCCCAUCAACUGCCCAUGGGGAGUGAAGGCCUUCUCAGGUUAUCUAGGAGCUGAGAACAAAGAGGCCUGGAAGGAAUAUGAUGCCUGUGAGCUGGUUAAGAAGUACAAUGGGCCUCCAUUGGAGAUCCUUGUUGAUCAGGGCAAGGCAGACAACUUCUUAACUCAAGGCCAGCUGUUGCCUGAUGCCCUGGUCACAGGAUGUGCUGCCACUGGUGUGCCAAUCAUCAUGCGCAUGCAGGAAGACUAUGAUCAUUCCUAUUACUUCAUUGCUUCAUUCAUGGGUGACCACUUUGAUCAUCAUGCCAAGUUUUUGAAGGCAUGAGUAAUAAACCAAAAGAUAUUCCAUGUGGAGAUAAACUGUUUCCCUCUUUAACAUAAACUUAAAACUACUACUGCUUUUUCAUUUUGAACUAUUGAAGUCCUCUUAUUGGAAAAAUUAGAUGCAAUAAAAUGGGUUUCAUGAAA